Molecule: messenger RNA, 1566 nt
Organism: Dendroctonus ponderosae (mountain pine beetle)
Lineage: Eukaryota; Metazoa; Arthropoda; Insecta; Coleoptera; Curculionidae
Product: beta-1,3-glucan-binding protein-like
Exons: 2
Coding region: 377-1501 (374 amino acids)
Biological process (GO): carbohydrate metabolic process
Molecular function (GO): hydrolase activity, hydrolyzing O-glycosyl compounds
Source: RefSeq, a predicted model, not a curated record
AAAAAGUUGAGCGGAUUUUAUUGCACAGCAAGCCGAACUAAUGUUCAGUUGUGAAAAACCUUUAGUACCACAGAACACUUCGUCGUUCGUCAAUCGUUUUUGUGAGUUUAUACUCUAUGAAGUGAAAAUAAUAUACAAAAGCUAAAUUACUUUCCUUUUCGCAGAAAGUUAACAGAAAAUUUCAAAGAUUUGUUAAUACAUUGUGGCUAAAUAAUUUCUAGUCUGUGUGCGCUCCUUCAAAUGCAACUAAAUCCUGCACGUAUUUUUUUAUUAUUGUUAUUAUCCAAACGCGCCAGGUCCCACAAGAUGAUCAAAUGAAUUAGAAAAAAAAUUUAGAAAAAACAGCCGCUCAUCCAUCACUUGAGUCAUAAAAACAAUGAAUAUUCCAAUUAUAUUUUUGAUUUUGAUGCUGAUGCUGAAAACCCAAUCAACCAGAGCGGAUUGCGAUAUACCAAGUGCAACUACCACCAGUGGAACCGUUAGGAAACCAUCACAAAAACUCUGUUCCGGAGAUUUAAUUUUCGAAGAUCAAUUCGACUCUUUCGAUGUUUCGACGUGGCAACAUGAAAUUACACUGUCUGGCUGUGGAAACGGCGAAUUCCAGUAUUAUCGCAACAGCAGAUCAAACAGCUACACUUUAGAUGGGAAACUUCACAUUAAACCCACUUAUUUAGUUGAUGAUUAUGGCCAAGACUUUCUGUGCUCUGGAACUUUAAAUAUUACUGCUGAGUGUACUAAUCCAGACAAUAAUGGCUGCUUACGAACUGGAACGACUGAUAAUAUCCUAAACCCAAUAGAAAGUGCUAGAAUUCGCACAUUGGAAUCAUUUUCAUUCAAAUAUGGAACGAUAGUAGCCCGAGCGAAAAUACCCGCAGGUGAUUGGCUUUGGCCGGCCAUUUGGCUUCUACCUACUGAUUGGAAGUAUGGAAGCUGGCCAAUAUCAGGCGAAAUAGAUGUUAUGGAAAGCCGUGGCAAUCGGGAUUUAACUGACUCUUCGGGGCGUAAUUUGGGAUCUCAGCUAGCAUUUAGCACACUUCACUGGGGCCCAUCGCCAGCUGAAAACAAAUUCAGCCAAACCCAUUGGGAAAAAAGCAAUUCCUCAGGGUUCAACAAAGAUUUUCACAUCUACAAAGUUGUCUGGAAUCCUGAAGGUUUCCAGUUCUACAUUGACGAAGAGCUGAUUGGCACACUUAACCCGCCAAUAGGAGGUUUCUGGGAGUUGGGAAACUUUGAAAAUAGCACCAAGCCUAAUCCAUGGAGUGCUGGAACGAAAAUGGCCCCGUUUGAUCAACAGUUUCACAUAAUUAUCAAUUUAGCCGUUGGCGCUACUGGUUAUUUUCCAGAUGAAGCCCAGAAUAUUGGGGGUAAACCCUGGAAAAACCAUUCACUUCAUCCUAUGACCGAUUUUUGGAAGGGCAGAAACCAAUGGGAGCCCACCUGGAAUUUGAACACUGAUGAUUAUCACUUUAUUGUGGAUUAUAUUCAAGUUUUUGCGAUUUGACUUGUUUAUGUAUUUUAGUUUGUUAAUAAUUAAAAUUAAUUCCUGGGUUUCAGUUAUUUAUUGUC